GUUUGAAUAUUAAAGAAAUAACUGAUAAAGAAAGAAAAAAAAACGCAAUUAAUUAAUUGAAAAAAGAACAUAAAUAUAAAAUGAAACUUUUUAUAUUAACCCUAAUAAUAGCCCUAAAAGGGUUAAGUCAGGCGCAAGAGGACUUAACUCAACUUUGUUGGGAGCAACCUUUGGGUCAUGUCUUGCCCCAUCCUUUAGACUGUGGCCGCUAUAUUGUUUGCAAUGAGGAGUUAAAGCCUUCGGUACAUAACUGUGAAUUGGGUUUUCAUUUUGAUGCCUUGCGUAAGGUGUGCAAUUGGCCUGAAUAUGCCAAUUGUCAAGUGGCCACCCCUACUCAAGUGACUGCUGCGCAGCAAAUCGUAACAACUGUCAUGCCAUGGCAUUCUUCUUUAAUAGCUUUAGAUGUCUUAACCGGUGAAACUGUAGAUCCUCUCACUCACUAUGAUCCUGAUAAUGUUUUAUGUCGUCAUUAUGGUGCCUAUUUCUUGCCACAUCCUCAAAAAUGUCGUUCCUAUUAUUUGUGUGCUUAUGGUCAUAUGCAUGAACACUCAUGCGGUGUGGGUACUCUCUGGAAUUAUCUUACUCAACAAUGUGUUCUUAAUCAUAAGGCUGAAUGUUAUCAUUUGGCUCACGAAGAAGAACAGGAAAUCGAAAAUAGUUUAGCCACUAGCACGGACAAUCCUUUAAUGGUCUGUUAUCCGCUAAGCACUACAAUAGCACCCACUAGGCCGUCACGUACUACAAACACCACACCUUUCCCGACCCAAACACCACGCACAUCUAAGCCCAGUAGGCCCACAGCUGCCACACCAACACGUUAUCCCUCCACAAAACGUCCCAACUCUACAAAUCCUUAUCAUAUUGUAUGCCCUGCCAAACGUCAGAGUUAUGCUGCUCAUCCCAAAGAUUGCGGUAAAUACUUUAUUUGUAUAAUGGGUACACCGGUAGAAACCUCUUGUCCGGUUGGUCUUUUCUGGGAUUCACAAAAGGAAUAUUGUGAUUUGCCCGAAAAUGUUAAGUGUUUCAGUCUACAAAUAUCAACAGGAUGUCUCCUGCUUAUGGCUGCCGUUUUCGGUAAAGCUUCAGCUAUCUAUAGCAUGAGUGAGACUUGUGAAUAUAGACCCGAUGGUUUUAUUGCCGAUCCAAAUUCUUGUGAAAGCUAUGGUUAUUGUAAAAAUAACCAGUUAGUGGGUACUGGUAAAUGUCCCGCUGGCUAUCUGUAUAAUCCUAGACUGGGUAUUUGCGAUAGUCCCGCUAAUGUCAAAUGCGUUACUGAUAGUAAGGAUGCUUGCUUGUAUGAGCCUGAUAACACCUUUGUAGCUGAUCCAACCAAUUGCAAUGGUUAUUGCUAUUGUAGUAAUAAAAAUGCCUCUUGUACAACUUGUCCCGGUUCCCAGCUCUUUGAUAGUGAAAAGAUAAAAUGUGUAUAUGCAUCAGCUAAGCCUAAGUGUUCUGCUGAUUCGAUUUGCCGUUUGGUACCCAAUGGGGUAUUUGUUGGUAAACCUGACAACUGUGGAGAAUACAUUGGUUGCCUCGAUGGCUUAGGUACUGAUGGUAAAUGUACAAAUAGUUACUUUAAUAAACAACUUGGUGGGUGUCAAACAACCAAUCCUUGCAUAGCUCCUAGUCCAGUUGACAUAGGUCCGGGUGUUUUAAAGAAUUUAGAUGACAACCCCUCGGUAUGUAAAUUUACUCCUGGUAUAGGUGUUGCUUCUGAAGCUAAUCCAGUAUUUGUUUCUGAUGGCCAAACUUGUAUGGGUUAUUACAAAUGUACAUCUAGAGAUGGACCCGGCACUUGGGGCAAAUGUCCAAAGGGUUUACAUUUUAAUGGUCAAAAAUGUGUUACCCCCUAUACAUUCAAAUGUAAAUAUGACCGUUGUGGUAAUUUGAAUCAGACAUUUGUUGGCACUAUUGAUGCAGAGUGUAAAAAAUACUUAAUUUGUAAAAAUGAAACCUCACAAGGAAAGACUUAUGGUUAUGAAGAAUUUAAAGGGUUACCAUGCACUGAUGAGAAUAAUCCAUACUUUAACGAAUUUACUGGACAAUGUGAGAAAACAUCACCUACAACCAGUACUUAUCAACUUUGUACGGCGCAAUCAACCUAAUACCUAAAUAUUUAUUUUAUAUAGGAAAUGUAAAUGCAAAAAAAAAAAACAAAAAUAAAAAUCUAUCAAUAACUUUACACUGC
This is a messenger RNA of Lucilia sericata (common green bottle fly), 2188 nucleotides long. RefSeq names its product peritrophin-44-like. The coding region runs from base 81 to 2105 and encodes 674 amino acids. The transcript has 3 exons. Gene Ontology annotation, cellular component: extracellular region. Lineage: Eukaryota; Metazoa; Arthropoda; Insecta; Diptera; Calliphoridae. The record is from RefSeq and is a predicted model, not a curated record. Gene Ontology annotation, molecular function: chitin binding.